This is a messenger RNA of Vicia faba (fava bean), 1437 nucleotides long. The record is from the annotation of a GenBank genome assembly. NCBI's taxonomy places the organism in Eukaryota, Viridiplantae, Streptophyta, Magnoliopsida, Fabales, Fabaceae.
AUGUCCACUGUUUCUUCCUUCAUCACAUUCACAAUCUUCACCAUUUUCAGCAUAUCAUGUGUAGCCGAAGCAGUGGGUGUGAACUGGGGAACCAUGGCUUCGCACCCUCUUCCACCUGUUAAAGUAGUGAAGCUUUUGAAGUCCAACAACAUUAAUAAAGUGAAACUGUUUGAUGCAAAAGCCGAUGUUCUUCAAGCUCUUUCUGGGUCUAACAUUGGUGUUACGGUCGGUGUUCCUAAUGUUAUGCUUAGAGGCUUGAAUUCUUCUAGAAAGGCUGCGGAGAGUUGGGUUCAUGAUAAUGUUACGCGAUAUGUUUCUAAUGGAGGAGGUGGAGCGAGAAUUGAAUAUGUUGCUGUUGGCGACGAGCCGUUUCUUAAAAGUUAUGGUGAACAAUUCCAUCCCUUCAUAAUUGGAGCUGCUACGAACAUUGAAGCUGCUUUAAAUAGAGCAAAAUUGGACAAAGUGAAAGUAGUAGUUCCAUGCAGCUUUGAUAGUUUUGAGUCUAGUUCCAACUCGUCUACUGAAGUGCAUUUCAGAUCCGACGUCAACAAAACCAUGAUUGAGCUACUCACGUUUCUCAACAAGCACGGAUCGCCUUUCUUCGUGACCAUUUCGCCAUUCAUAACCUUCCUCCAAACCAAAAAUAUUUCUCUUGAUUUUUCACUCUUUAAAGGAACUGCACACCCUCAUAAAUUUAGCCGCAAAACAUACAAAAAUAGUUUCGAUUUGAGCUACGAUACCGUAAUUACUGUUUUAUCAAAAGUGGGAUUUCCUAAUAUGGAAAUUGUUGUUUCAAAGAUUGGUUGGCCAACCGAUGGAGCUAUCAACGCAACCUCGUACCUAGCUGAAACCUUCAUGAAAGGCCUAAUGAACCACCUUCAUAGCAACUUGGGAACCCCGCUUCGACCACACCAACCCCCACACGAAACAUACAUUCAUAGCCUUCUCGACGAAGAUCAAAGGAGCAUUGCCGCCGGAAACUUUGAAAGGCAUUGGGGUUUAUUCACCUUCGACGGUCAAUCGAAAUACCACGUGGAACUCGGUCAGGGUUCAAAGAGCCUAGUGAAUGCUCAAAAUGUAGAGUAUCUUUCUCCCAAAUGGUGUGUUGUGAACAACAAUGAAGACUUGUCGAAUGCAACUGCAAAAGCUUUAGAAGCUUGUGCAAAUGCUGAUUGCACUGCACUAUCUUCUGGUGGAUCUUGCUUUAACAUCACGUGGCCUAGUAAUGUAUCAUAUGCUUUUAAUAGUUAUUAUCAGCAACAUGAUCAGAAAGCUGAAAGUUGCGACUUUGGUGGACUUGGUUUAAUCACAACCGUUGAUCCGUCUGAGGAUCGCUGCAGGUUUCCAAUUGAGAUUCACACUUCUCAUGCAGAAUUUUAUAGGAUGAGUAGUUUCCUUUGGAUGAUUAUACUUGUAACAACUCUUUUGGCAUCUUAG